AUGAUAAGUAUAAAAUCUGCUGUUAUCCAGCAAUUCAAGAUCUCAAAGAAGCACGUAUCGUUGCUUCAUAAAAAUUCAUUCUCCAUAGCUAGCUAUUUAAAGCAACAGCAAUUACAUUAUGCUGGUGGUGAUUUGUUGAAGAAUUUCACAGAUGAACAUGCUCACAAGUUGGUAGAUGUGUCCAAGGUUCUUGUUAUUGGUUCGGGUGGUUUAUCUAUUGGUCAAGCUGGGGAAUUUGACUAUUCUGGUUCCCAAGCUAUUAAAGCUUUAAAAGAAGCCAACAAGCAAUCAAUUUUGAUUAAUCCAAAUAUUGCUACAAACCAAACUUCUCAUUCCUUGGCUGAUGAAAUCUAUUACUUACCUGUUACCGCUGAAUAUAUCACUUAUAUCAUUGAACGAGAGAGACCUGAUGGUAUUUUAUUGACCUUUGGUGGUCAAACUGGGUUGAAUGUUGGUGUUCAAUUGGACAAAAUGGGUGUCUUUGAUAGAUACGGUGUUAAAGUCUUGGGAACACCAAUCAAAACCUUGGAAACUUCUGAAGAUCGUGACUUGUUUGCUCGUGCCUUGAAGGAAAUUGAUAUUCCAAUUGCUGAAUCUAUUGCUGUUGAAUCUGUUGAUGACGCAUUGGAGGCUGCUAGAAAUGUCGGAUAUCCAAUUAUUGUUCGUUCUGCUUAUUCUCUUGGUGGUUUGGGUUCAGGUUUUGCUGCCAACGAAGAAGAGUUAAGAAACUUGGCUGCUCAAUCACUUUCAUUAGCUCCUCAAAUUUUGGUUGAAAAAUCUUUGAAGGGUUGGAAAGAAGUUGAAUAUGAAGUUGUCCGUGAUCGUGUUGGUAACUGUAUCACAGUCUGUAAUAUGGAAAAUUUUGAUCCAUUGGGUAUCCAUACUGGUGAUUCCAUUGUUGUUGCUCCUUCUCAAACUUUAUCAGAUGAAGAAUACCACAUGUUAAGAUCUGCUGCUAUCAAAAUUAUUAGACACUUGGGCGUUGUUGGUGAAUGUAAUGUUCAAUAUGCUUUACAGCCAGAUGGUUUGGAUUUCAGAGUCAUUGAAGUCAAUGCUCGUUUGUCACGUUCUUCUGCUUUGGCUUCCAAAGCCACUGGUUAUCCAUUAGCUUAUACUGCUGCUAAAAUUGCACUUGGUCAUACUUUACCAGAAUUGCCAAAUCCAGUUACUAAAACCACUACUGCUAAUUUCGAACCUUCUUUGGAUUAUAUGGUUACUAAAAUUCCUAGAUGGGAUUUGUCCAAAUUCCAACACGUUAAACGUGAUAUUGGAUCCGCUAUGAAAUCUGUUGGUGAAGUUAUGGCUAUUGGUAGAAACUUUGAAGAAUCAUUCCAAAAGGCUAUUAGACAAAUUGACCCUUCAUACAUUGGUUUCCAAGGUGAUCAUUUUGAAAACUUAGACGAAGCUUUGGCCAACCCAACUGAUAGAAGAUGGUUAGCUGUUGGACAAGCAUUAUUGCACGAAAACUAUACUGUUGAUCAAGUCCAUGAAUUAACUAAAAUUGAUAAAUGGUUCUUGCACAAAUUGAUGAACAUUGUUAACAUGUACCGUGAAUUAGAAGCUAAUGGUCACAUUUCCAUCAUUAAUAGAGACUUGAUGAGUCGUGCUAAGAAAUUGGGUUUUUCUGAUAAGCAAAUUGGUUUGUGUGUCGGUGCUGAUGAAUUAGAAGUCAGAAGAGUCAGAAAAGAAUUUGGUAUUGUUCCAUUUGUUAAAAAGAUUGAUACUUUGGCAGCUGAGUUUCCAGCAAACACCAACUAUUUGUACACUACUUAUAAUGCAACUAGCUCUGAUAUUGAUUUCAAUGAUAAAGGUACUAUGGUUUUGGGAUCUGGUGUUUACAGAAUUGGUUCUUCUGUUGAAUUCGAUUGGUGUGCUGUUUCUACUGCCCGUGCAUUGAGAGAAAGUGGGCACAAGACCAUCAUGAUUAACUACAACCCAGAAACCGUUUCUACUGAUUUUGAUGAAGUAGACAGAUUAUACUUUGAAGAAUUAUCUUUGGAAAGAGUUUUGGAUAUCUACGAAUUGGAACAUGCUGAAGGUGUUGUUGUUUCUGUUGGUGGCCAAUUACCACAAAAUAUUGCUCUUUCUUUGCAAAACCAAGGUUGUAACGUUUUAGGUACUAACCCUGAAGAUAUUGACAAGGCUGAAGAUCGUCACAAGUUCUCUCAAAUCUUGGACUCCAUUGGUGUUGACCAGCCAGCUUGGAAAGAAUUGACAUCUGUCAAAGAAGCCGAAGAUUUUGCCGAUGAAGUUGGUUACCCAGUCUUGGUUCGUCCAUCUUAUGUUUUAUCUGGUGCUGCAAUGUCUGUUAUUAACAACAAGGGUGAAUUGGAAGCUAAAUUAUCCAAUGCUUCUAAGGUUUCACGUGAUCAUCCGGUCGUUAUCUCCAAAUUUAUUCAAGGUGCCCAAGAAAUUGAUAUUGAUGGUGUUGCCAGUGAUGGUACUGUUUUAGUUCAUGCGGUUUCUGAGCAUGUUGAAAAUGCCGGUGUCCAUUCUGGUGAUGCUACUUUGGUUUUGCCACCACAAGCUUUAUCCCAAACUUUAUUGGAUCGUUUGAAAGAAAUUUCCGACAAGGUUGCUGAAGCUUGGAAGAUUACUGGUCCUUUCAAUAUGCAAAUUAUCAAGAAUGAUCAAAACGGUGCUUUAGAUGAUGCUAAUUGUGAGUUGAAGGUCAUUGAAUGUAACAUUCGUGCUUCUCGUUCUUUCCCAUUUGUUUCCAAAGUUUUAGGUGUUAACUUUAUUGAAGUCGCAGUUAAAGCUUUGAUUAAAGAAAAUGUUCCAGAACCAGUCAAUUUAAUGAACAAGAAAUACGAUCGAGUUGCUACCAAAGUUCCACAAUUUUCUUUCACCAGAUUGGCAGGUGCUGAUCCAUUCUUGGGUGUUGAAAUGUCAUCUACUGGUGAAAUUGCUUGUUUUGGUAAGAAUUUGACUGAAGCGUACUGGACCUCUAUUCAAUCAACUAUGAACUUCCAUCUUCCAAAACCAGGUCAGGGUAUCUUAUUUGGUGGUGAUUUGACUAAUGAAAAAUUAGGAAACGUAGCAAAACAAAUUACUGGAUUGGGUUACAAAUUUUAUACUGCUAGUGAACCAGUUGCAAACUACUUGAAGAACUAUGUUAAUGAAGUUGUUGAAAUUAUUGAAUUUCCAAAGACAGAUAAGCGUGCUUUGAGAGAAAUUUUCCAAGAUAAGGAAAUUGGUUGUGUUUUCAAUUUGGCAAGAGCAAGAGCAGAAAACUUGUUGGAUGAAGACUAUGUUAUGAGAAGAAAUGCCAUUGAUUUUGCUAUUCCAUUGUUUAAUGAACCAAAUACUUCAUUGUUGUUUGCCCAAUGUUUGAAAGAAAAGAUUGGUCACAAAGCUUCCUUUGAUGAAUUACCACACAAGGUUGAAGUACCAGAAGAAGUUAGAAGAUGGAGUGAGUUCAUUCAUGGAAAGCCGGUCUAG
Messenger RNA from Candida tropicalis MYA-3404, 3441 nucleotides. It is a transcript of the gene CPA2, whose product is annotated as carbamoyl-phosphate synthase (glutamine-hydrolyzing). Lineage: Eukaryota; Fungi; Ascomycota; Pichiomycetes; Serinales; Debaryomycetaceae. Gene Ontology annotation, cellular component: cytoplasm; cytosol. The transcript has a single exon. Gene Ontology annotation, molecular function: ATP binding; metal ion binding; aspartate carbamoyltransferase activity. The coding region runs from base 1 to 3441 and encodes 1146 amino acids. The record is from RefSeq and is a predicted model, not a curated record. Gene Ontology annotation, biological process: UTP biosynthetic process; 'de novo' pyrimidine nucleobase biosynthetic process; L-citrulline biosynthetic process.